UAAUUACUUAGGUACUUAUUUCGCAAUUGUCGAUUAAACGAUUUUUUAUCAAUUCAUCUUGAAUAUUGAUGUAAUUUCUUUGCAGUGGAGUGCGCCAAAAUAAUGAAGCUAUACAGUUUUUUGUUUUUGCUUUUCAUUGGAUUUGCGAAUUGCCAAGUCAUAAGCAAUGUCCGCCUGGUUGACCACAUCAGCUAUGUCAUAGACUACAUAACGAAAACUGUUCAAGUUGUCGAAGAAAGGGGAUGGUACAACUUAAAGUUAUAUGAUUAUGUAAUCGAAGUCAAUCAAACUGUCAACAACUUAGAUGUGAUUGGUAAGGUCCAAUAUCGCAAUGGCUUUGUCACAUCCAUACAACGUGUGGACAUUCAGCAGAGUACCGUACAACAAGUUUGGGGCUUCAACUCGACUGCUAAGAAGACCACUGUCUCCGUUCGAGGAACCCUCAGACUACAUGAUGUGGCUGUGGGCUAUGAUGUCACCACGGACAUAGGUGAUGGUGAAGAUGAUGAAAUCGGUCAUUAUACAAUGGAGUUUGUUCAUCCUUUGAUUACGUACGCUUUUUCUGUUAUCAAAGAUGUAAACACAGAUGAGAUAGAAGUGACAGUCGUUGCUAACGUGCCGAGAGUGACCAAUCGCCAAGGAGAAUUUCGACCAAUAGACAGUACAACUGAUAUAUUAACUUCAAUGUUCGAUCCAAAUGUCGGGAUCCCUGCUGGCAUGAUAGGUUGGGCUGACAAAGUAUUCCAACCUAUUGCUUAUGAUCUGGUGACUAAGGAAAUCCAGUUCCCAAGAAUAUGUUACGACUGUACUUAAUAGGACUUGAGAAGAAAAACUGUGAUACUAUUCUGUGAUUUGGUGUUCACCUAAUAUAUUGUUAUUUUUGCUAUAAAAUAUUAAAACAAUCACACAUCG
Molecule: messenger RNA, 912 nt
Organism: Helicoverpa armigera (cotton bollworm)
Lineage: Eukaryota; Metazoa; Arthropoda; Insecta; Lepidoptera; Noctuidae
Exons: 5
Coding region: 103-813 (236 amino acids)
Source: RefSeq, a predicted model, not a curated record